AUGCUGUGGCACAUUUGUUGGCUCGCCCUGGCUGCACCUGCCACUGUCAUCACAGUUUAUGUGGUGUGUGCCCUUACAUACACCCAGAUUCGAUGGCACCAAUGGCUCCGUGAUGUGCCAGGUCCAGCACGCGAAACAUGGCUUAUGGGCAACUUGCGCACGUUCAUGUACCGCGACAUCGGUGCCGUAUGCCGUGCGUGGACACAGACGUUUGGAGGCGCCGUGCGGUUCUGGGGCACCUUUGGCGAGCCUAGACUUAUGUUGAUGGAUCCUGUUGCAUUUGACUAUGUGUUCCGCAAGCGCGCUUAUGCUUUUCCCAAGAUGCGCAUAUCGCAGCGCCUCAUUGCCAGCUUUAUGGGGAACGGACUAAUUGUGUCAGAAGGCAUGGAUCAUCGCCGCCAAAGACGCGCUAUCCAACCAGGAUUCCAGGCACGAAACAUCAAGCGCCUCGCACCUGUGUUUCAGGAGCAUGUUUAUGAUGCUAUGGACUACCUUGACACCUGUCUACAGCGCAGCGAAACCGCUCUCGUCGACAUGUAUGCUACAAUGAGUGCAGCUACCUUGGACGCGCUGGGCGACGGUGCCUUGGGCGUCAAGUUUGGGACACUGGCUUCACUGCGGUCCGAUCCAAACGGCGCGGUGUGUGAAGCCCAUCCACUCACAGCGGCCCUGGAGCGUGCUCAGUUCAUCGCAUCACAUCCAGGCUGGUUCACUGUGAUGGUGGAUAUACUGUCCAUGUACUUCCCAGCUCUGGAACAUAUUCCAGUGGGGCUAUCAUCGCGUGCUUUUCGACGCGCCACGCGCGUGCUUUUCGACUUGGCUGGUAAAGUCGUAGAUGACGCCAAGGCACGUAUCAAGGCGGGUGAGCCGAGUCCGGAUAUUUUGUCCGCCCUGUUGCGCGCCAACGCGAAUGCCGAGCGCGAUGCUGAGGAAAAGCGCAGUAUCUUGGACCGCAAUGUAUUGACGGAUGCCGAACUGCAUGCACAAGUGUCCACGUUUAUCUUUGCUGGUCACGAGACGACAUCGACGCAGUUGGCAUGGCUCUUCUUGUUUUUGGCGCAAGACCAAACGCGUCAGCAAACACUACGUCGUGCUAUUGUGGAAAAACGGGCGUCGCUAGGACUAGCACCCCAAGCGGGCUCAACAGGUGACCGCGCUUUGUCCGAGGAAGAGCUGGACGACAUUCCAUACCUCGAUUGGUGCAUACGCGAGUGUCUGCGUUUACAGAGCGCUGUCCACACGACGUCGCGCGUGGCAACAGAAACGGAAUGGAUUCCUCUUUCCAACCGAAAGCACGUUCAAGUCCAUCCCGGCAUGGUAUUACUGUUCCCUCUGUCCGCAUUCAUGACCUCGGAAGCAUACUGGGGUCCUGAACCAGACGCUUUCCGGCCUGAGCGAUGGUCCGAGCCCUUGCCUGGUCGAUCAGUCAUCCCUGCUCAUCAUGGCCUCUCAUUCCUCAUGGGCCCGCGGGCCUGUAUUGGCAGUUCUUUUGCCAUUCUUGAAAUGAAGGUGUUUAUCGCAUCCAUCCUGCCAUCCUUUCACUUCGAAUGGGAUGGUCGGCCUAUCGUGCCGAAAAUGUGGCCCGUGGCCCGUCCGUUGGAUGCCCAGAGAGGGGUCGAUGCCUGUGUGCUACAAAUUCGGCGGAUUUCUCGUAGUGGAGAAUAG
Malassezia restricta is the source of this 1665-nucleotide messenger RNA. RefSeq names its product cytochrome p450. Lineage: Eukaryota; Fungi; Basidiomycota; Malasseziomycetes; Malasseziales; Malasseziaceae. The record is from RefSeq and is a predicted model, not a curated record. The transcript has a single exon. Gene Ontology annotation, molecular function: iron ion binding; oxidoreductase activity, acting on paired donors, with incorporation or reduction of molecular oxygen; monooxygenase activity. Bases 1 to 1665 code for a protein of 554 amino acids.